This is a messenger RNA of Toxotes jaculatrix (banded archerfish), 1038 nucleotides long. RefSeq names its product green-sensitive opsin. Gene Ontology annotation, molecular function: G protein-coupled receptor activity. The record is from RefSeq and is a predicted model, not a curated record. The coding region runs from base 1 to 1038 and encodes 345 amino acids. NCBI's taxonomy places the organism in Eukaryota, Metazoa, Chordata, Actinopteri, Toxotidae. The transcript is spliced from 5 exons. Gene Ontology annotation, cellular component: membrane; photoreceptor outer segment. Gene Ontology annotation, biological process: visual perception; G protein-coupled receptor signaling pathway; phototransduction.
AUGGAGAACGGCACAGAGGGCAAGAACUUCUACAUCCCCAUGAACAACAGGACGGGGCUUGUCAGGAGUCCUUUUGAAUAUCCACAGUACUAUUUGGCAGAUCCAUGGCAAUUCAAACUACUUGCUCUCUACAUGUUCUUCCUGAUCUGCACUGGCUUCCCCAUCAAUGCUCUGACUCUGCUGGUCACAGCUCAGAACAAGAAACUACGUCAACCUCUCAACUUUAUUCUGGUAAACUUGGCUGUGGCAGGACUCAUCAUGGUCUUCUUUGGAUUCACAGUCACCUUUUAUACUUCUCUCAUGGGCUAUUUCUCCUUGGGAACAAUGGGUUGUGCCAUUGAAGGAUUCAUGUCUACAAUUGGAGGUCAAGUGUCUCUGUGGUCUCUGGUGGUUCUGGCUAUUGAGAGAUACAUUGUGGUCUGCAAACCCAUGGGAAGCUUCAAAUUUACAGCCACCCAUGCUUCAGCAGGCUGUGCAUUCACCUGGAUCAUGGCUUGCUCCUGUGCUGUUCCUCCUCUGCUUGGCUGGUCAAGGUACAUUCCUGAGGGUAUUCAGGUCUCCUGUGGACCUGACUACUACACUCUGGCUCCGGGCUACAAUAACGAAUCAUUCGUCAUGUACAUGUUCAGCUGCCACUUCUGUGUUCCCGUCUUCACCAUCUUCUUCACUUAUGGAAACUUAGUGUGCACAGUGAAGGCGGCUGCAGCUCAGCAGCAGGACUCAGCAUCCACUCAGAAAGCUGAGAAGGAAGUGACACGCAUGUGCUUCCUGAUGGUUUUGGGCUUCCUCACGGCCUGGACCCCAUAUGCUAGCUUUGCUGCAUGGAUCUUCUUCAACAAGGGAGCUGCCUUCUCAGCAACAGCUAUGGCCAUCCCUGCCUUCUUCUCAAAGAGCUCAGCAUUGUUCAAUCCCAUCAUCUAUGUGCUGAUGAACAAACAGUUCCGUAACUGCAUGCUGAGCACUAUUGGAAUGGGUGGAAUGGUGGAGGAUGAGACCUCAGUAUCAACCAGCAAGACAGAAGUGUCCUCUGUUUCUUAA